Molecule: messenger RNA, 405 nt
Organism: Aphanomyces astaci
Lineage: Eukaryota; Oomycota; Saprolegniomycetes; Saprolegniales; Verrucalvaceae
Exons: 4
Coding region: 1-405 (134 amino acids)
Source: RefSeq, a predicted model, not a curated record
AUGCCCGAAGCCAUCUACGCUUUGGACACCGCUGAAAAUGAAGAAUAUGCCACGACCAAGUACCGAUACACGUACAGCUCCUUGACGACUCCCAAGCAAACGGUGGAGUAUGACCUUUUAUCGAACAAGACGGUGAUUCUGAAGGAAACGCCAGUGCCACACUACGAUCGAUCGUUGUACCAUAGCGAACGGGUGAAGGCUACGGCAAGCGACGGCACAACCAUUCCCAUUAGUGUGGUCUACCGAAAGGAUAAGAAGAAAGCGGAGGGCCAGCCACAAGCGCUGCAUUUGUAUGGGUAUGGGGCGUACGAAACGUCGAUUGAACCAAACUUUCAAGCCACGAUUUUGCCCUUGUUGGAUCAUGUCCAAGUGUCGUGGUAUGUGACGGCGUUGCUACAAAUCUGA